This is a messenger RNA of Spodoptera litura, 6745 nucleotides long. It is a transcript of the gene Crag, whose product is annotated as DENN domain-containing protein Crag. Gene Ontology annotation, cellular component: cytoplasmic vesicle. Gene Ontology annotation, molecular function: protein binding. The record is from RefSeq and is a predicted model, not a curated record. NCBI's taxonomy places the organism in Eukaryota, Metazoa, Arthropoda, Insecta, Lepidoptera, Noctuidae. Gene Ontology annotation, biological process: regulation of Rab protein signal transduction.
AAAUAAAUAUUGUCUAUGGCCGAUUGUUGUCGGACAAAAUGACGUUUUGCAAAAGUCUCAAAUCUCACUAAAAACGAAUAAUUUUCGAGUGCACCUCUGUGUUAAAACUAAGCAGUGAUUUUAAAUGGCAACGCAAUAAAUCUAUAAAUAAAAUAUUUACGUAAAACGAUGUGUGACGUGUUCAUGCUCAAAUUGUUAACUGUAGCAACAAACUGUACUCGCAUGUAAAAUUAUAAAACAUGGAUGAGCGGAAAGUCGCCGAUUACUUUGUUAUCGCUGGUUUACCUGAGAAACCGGAAUUACUUGAUGAUUGCGACUCUGGACAUCUCAAAGGAUACAGUACAAAGGCACCAAUCACUGACAUAGGUGUGAUAUUCCCCGGCCUUGAAGAGACAGUCCCUGAUGGCUUCGAAGUCCUAGAAACGACACCGACAGGUUUACCAGCAGAUUUGAAUCAUGGGUCCAUGCGGUCACCAGAAUGUUACCUCUGCAUACGUAGAGGCAGGGAUCGACCGCCGCUUGUCGACAUCGGUGUCAUGUAUGAUGGAAAAGAACGGCUCAUGGCGGACGCAGAAAUGGUCCUCGUCUCUGCCGGCGGUCGAUUGGCCAACGUGAAUAACUCUACAGCUAAAACCUUCAUUACGUACAGACGAGCGCACCCAGGGGCACCAUGUAAUGCUCUCGUGGUCGUCGAUGUGUGUGUGAUUGUCGCGAGCAAAGGGGAAUGUCCACCACAUGCCUUUUGUAUGAUCCCUAAGAAUUUGAAUAAAGGCUUAAUGGGCAGUGAUGUGUUUCUCUGCUACAAGAAGUCAAUGAACCGUCCACCACUAAUUGCCUACAAACCCGAUGUGCUGUUCAGGUAUCCAACGGUAGAAAAACGUAACUUAGUAUUUCCUACAUCCGUGCCACUAUUCUGUCUACCGAUGGGAGCGACCCUAGAACUAUGGCCUAACAAUGCAGCGAUGCCUAAACCAGUAUUCUCUACUUUUGUAUUAACUGUUGCGGAUGCUACUUAUAAGGUUUACGGCUCAGCAGUGACGUUCUACGAGAAGUACCCAUAUACUCAGUUAACAGAAGAACAAAUGGAACUGUUAGGAUGGCGGGAAGGAGUCUCACAUAACACUCAUUCAGUGUAUGCUAUCAAGUGCAUUUGUUUACUGUCCCGGUGGCCUUUCAGCGAUACUUUUGAAAGAUGGCUGCUUUAUAUACUGGAAAUGUCAUGGAGUAAAGAACCUUUAAAUAUACCAAUAGAGAGGUAUAUAACACAUUUAUUAGAAGAAGUGCCCUUCCCAGAACCAAGAAUAUUGUUACAACUAUCUCCAACAAACCAACACGAUCGUGUAAUAGUGACCCGUCGAGACGACCAGCCACUAGUGCGCAGCGGUGCCAGUUUCCGACAGUUACUGCUAAACCUAGGACCGGACAACUGUUUACUUGUGCUAGCUUUAGCUAUCACUGAACAAAAAGUACUUAUACACUCGCUUAGGCCUGAUACUUUAACAGCAGUCUCAGAAGCCGUCUCAAGUCUCCUGUUUCCGUUCAAGUGGCAGUGUCCAUACAUCCCAUUAUGCCCAUUAGGUUUAGCAGAAGUAUUACACGCUCCGUUGCCAUACCUCAUUGGAGUCGAUUCGAGAUUUUUUGAUCUGUUCGAACCCCCACCUGAUGUAACCUGUGUUGAUUUAGACACUAAUAAUAUUACAAUAUGCGAGUCACAAAGGCAUAUAUCUCUCAAACUACUGCCGAAGCGACAAGCGAGAGCUCUUAGACAAACGUUAGAUUUACUUUACGGAAAUAUUAGACCAGCCUCACCAGUUCACCAUUCAAGCGAAGCUAAAUACAAUGGAGAGCCGACCACAAGUUUAGACAGGGAUUUCCAAAAGAGGAAAAAGGAGCAAGCAUUAGAGUUGAAAAUCCAAGAAGCGUUCCUUCGCUUCAUGGCGGUGACUCUACAAGGUUACCGUAACUAUCUCAUCCCUAUAACGAAGGCGCCUACAGUCGGUACUACUGACCCACAUGCACUGUUUCAUAUGGACGCCUUUUUGCGGUCGAGGGACAAGACACACCAACGUUUCUACAGCCUAAUGAUGCGUACGCAAAUGUUCACACGUUUCAUAGAGGAACGCUCGUUCGUAUAUGAGCCGGACCAGGGUCUAACUUUCUUCGACGAGUGUAUAGAAAGGGUCGCCGUAGGAGACGAGCAGUUACUCGGAAUGGAUACUAGUAAUGCAUCUGAGAGGACCGCUUUCGUUCUACCGCCUGAUCCACCUGACCCAGAGGCUCGGUAUACAUACUCUCAGUUCGAGUUGGACCCGGCCGUGAUGUCGGGCUGCAGCGGACGAGCCAGGGGCGCCGCCCUCGGGGCUCUGCCCCCCGCCGCACUACACUCCGCCGAAUCACUCACUGACGCAGAGCCCAUGGCCAGACGUACUAAACAUGAGAUUGCCGCAGCGCAGAGACUAGCCCGCAAAGCCAGUUUAUCAGCGGAAGCUUGGGCGAAAUGUUUGCUAGGCGCAUGCUACUCCCUAUACUUCCUGUCGCUGCCAUGUCGAAUGAUGUUGAAUAGAGGCCGGGAACAUUCCACCUUGAGAGCUGCGUUCGAACUGUUAGAGCGGGCUACCAAGCUAAAAGUUCCUUGUGACGAGGUAUGCUACCGCGUAAUGAUGCAGCUAUGCGGCAACCACUCGCUGCCAGUGCUAGCGGUGCAGCUCCUGUUCCUAAUGAAGCGCGCCGGCCUGCAGCCCAACGCGCUCACGUACGGGUACUACAACCGAUGCGUACUCGAAGCUACGUGGCCGCAGGAUAUGCCCAGUGGCGCGCAGUUACUAUGGAACAAGCUACGUAUUGCAGUGGUCGGCGCAGCAUUGUUCCGGAAAGCAGGCGCUCAGCGAGCAAGCAGAAACACUCUCAAUUCUACGUCGGCUGGCAGCAGUAGUACCCUGCCCCGCGUACGGUCCGCGGCGGCAGUGGGCGAGGGCGGGGAGUUAGCCGGGCUCGCCAACAUGGCCGCCUGCGAACCUGCUCACAGCCGGACUAGCUUGGACUCUGCGUGUGGCCGCGAGGCGGAGGCCCGCUCGUCCGCGUUCGAGGCGUUGGUCCGGCGCGGGAACAUCGUCCGCGCCGCCACCUCGCGCGCCCACGCACACGCCAUGUCCGCCGCCGCGGGGAUACUCAUCUCUGGUGUUCCAUCGAACCCGGAUUUGAGUGAAGCGUCAAGACCAAGAAGUAAUUCAUUAAGUAACGAAGAGUCGUCUACGCCCAUCCCUAUACCAGAGAAAAGACAAACAAUACACGUAAGUCCGGACAGUCCGUCAGACCUCCGUAUCCUCACGCGGUCGGAGAGCUUCGCGGGAGACGCACAGAUCGUGCAACAAAUACAGAGGCUAGCGUUCCCUAAUGUAACAACCCCCAACACAAAAUCUCGGUGUUCCCGGACACUAAGUUUCCCUGAGGAGCCGGAGAAGGAAGCUGCGGCCACUGAUCUAUCUGAUGCCAAGACCUCACCACUCAAAGUAUCAGCCCGCACUCCAGUCCUGAGCGACGACCCCCUAGGAGCCCUCAGUCAGCCGGACGCCCCAGUGGAGCCCCCAGUGUCGAGGCCCCUAGAGGACGAGCCUACAUUACCGAAGCACGAGCUGAGCGUCAGUCCCAAGUUGUUCCACCGCCGCAGUAACUCCUUCCAGGACGAUCCGACGCCAGACCAUGCAGGGAAACUGCACAGAAGUGAGACGGCACCCGCUGGUACAGUCUCUUCAAGCCUCGUCAGUCUCGGCAACACACUCAAGAUCAGCUUCGGACGCUAUUCGCCCGCCCGACUGUCGUUGCGCAAGGAAAACAUGAAACUUGGGAAGGCAAUGAUCGAGAAUUACUUCAGCCCUACGAGUAUAGCUGGAAAAAGGUCGAAUGAGUUAUUACAAAGUGGGCUGAGUAGUCUGAAGUCUGCUGCAACGAGUGUGGCGAAAAAGUUCGAUGAAAUGAAAGAAGUUAUAUCUGCCAACUCUACUCCUGUGAAGGGUGCGUUCGGUAACGCGACCAGCGCUCUAAACAGUCUCAUCGGAGAGGAAGAUUCUACUGACGGAUCGUCCGAAAUUAAUCCUGAUGAAUGGGUUGGCGGCGUUGGGUUCAGACGGGCGUCUAGCGAUGCGGAGUUAGCUUGCUCCAUGGAGCGCGGCUCCCUCGCUACGCUCAUCUCGCACCUUCCAGACAACCUCUACCCAGCCAUGAGUGAGCACACGACAUCAGAGAACUCGUCAAUAGUGGUUCAUCUAUCGUCGUGCUCGCAAUGCCAUCAGUGCCUGGCAUUCCUAUAUGACGAGGAUAUAAUGGCGGGCUGGGCGGCAGACGACUCCAAUCUCAAUACUAGAUGCAUCGCGUGCGGCAGGCAUACCGUGCCUUUAUUGUCUGUACAGAUAUUCCGUUCCGGCCAAACACAACCAGAAACGUUAAGUGUGCCUUAUUUAAACCCUCUGGUGUUGAGGAAAGAAUUCGAGUCUAUUCUAGGUAGAGAAGGAGACUCAUGCCUAGCAGAUUCCGGUUUCGUGGAAUCACAUCCAAUCGUCUACUGGAACUUAGUAUGGUUCCUAGAACGAGCCAAUAUUGAGAACCAUCUCCCUGAUCUUUUGUGUCCGGACUUCCAAACGAAGUACCAGAGCACUGACAUGCUCCAUGAUUCGGAGAAAAACGGUGGAUGUCGCGUGAUAUGCCUUUGGGAAGGGAAUACAGAGGGCGACACAAGCGCAGGCGUGGCCUUGCACCGCGCCUGGAGGGAGCGACGUCGACAACACGCGCGGUCGAGGGCGCUGCAGGCGUUACUGCUUACUAGGGACCAGGAACAUGCGGGACAUACCGUGGCACUGGCAGUUCUCAACGGUUUGCUGAGCAAUGACCUCACAGACUCUCUGAGUAAGCUAGCCACGUGGCGGGAGAACACAUCCACACACAAACGAUACCAUUCCUUCUAUAGAGACAUCUUAUUCCUUGCAAUGGCAGCCCUCGGGGAUCAUAAUAUCGACCUCAUAGCGUUACAACGCGAGUACACUCGAGCGCUCGAACAGCUCGGAGGAGAAGCAAGACCCCAGGACCUUCCUCCGUCCCCCACCGCCGUCUGUUGCCGACACUACUUCAAACGACUACGGUUAAUCGUAGAUGAGUAACAAAGUACAUAAAGUACCAAAAACCGAGAUAAAUAUACGUUGCUUUAGUUGCGCAAAAGUUAAGCUUAGUCCAUCAUAAUUGCGCAAACUUUUCCUUUGUUGCGCAAAAAAAAGUUUGGUCUAAUUUGUCCUAAGUAAUGUUUAUUUAACUUGCCUUUGAGUUUGACGUCUUUAUUUCGAUAAUAAAGGCGUGUUUCGUGGUGCAGUAUAGCUGCUUUCUAUUGGGUAAUGUAUUAAUUGUUUGCCUCUGUAAAAUUCAUAUAAUCUUAUCUCAAAUUGCUUACAGUUGAGUCUCUUUUCAAUCUUCUCAUACUACACUUCCUGUUCUUUCGUUUAACUUUUAAUAUUUGCAUUCAAUCAACGAAUUUGUAAACAAUUAUUACAAACCCAAACUGUUGAAGUAAAGUUAAUACUUUAUAAGCUGUCGAACGCGACUAAGAUUUCUCGAGUUUCCAGCAUUAAGUCGCGCCGCGCUUUAUGUGAUCAACACGUAACAACUUUUUAAUGCGUAAGACGCAAGAUCAGCAAAAUGCACCAAUUAAUGAACUUUUAACGUAACUCCAGCUUGAAAUGCUUUUAUUUACGACGGGGCUACUCGAAACGGGUCAAAUCCCUUCAAACGUUUAUUUACACACAUUAUAUUAUUUACAUUUAAAACAAUAUAAAACGUACGUGUAUAUGAAUAGAAUGUAUUGUUUGUUGAUAAAGAGUUAUUUUAUUAUUUGUAGUUUAGUUUUGAUCUUUUCGUUCUAUAUACAACACAAGUAGGAGUACCGUCCAUUUUAUUUUAGAACGAUAUAGUUUAUCGAAGCAUUACGUUUGUAUGACUACAAUACCACAACUAGACGAACUUCACAAGCCCGUCCAAGCGGGAUCAAGGUACACUUGAUUCAACAUACUUGUAAUAAAUGAUGAAUCUAUUAGUAGAAAGUUAACAGUAAGGUCAGGACUGUAAGAUAAGUGGAAUUGUAUGGUGUAUUGUGGCCUAAGUCUCAUGAACAUUGCCCCAAAGUAUAUUUCGAAGUAUUGUUCACUCAUAAGCAAUGUAUGUAAGAAAUUCACGUUUCGGCAUAUCCAUUAGUCUAGGAUCGUGGGUGCUAAGUUAAGUGAGGGGCGGUGGCUGUAGUAACAUAUGUACAUAGAGUUGUUGUAUAGAGUAGGUGUAAGGCCAAGGAGGGCGGUAUAUAAUUGUGCUUAACUAUGUGAUGCUAGCGCAGUGACGCGGUUGAAUUCGUAAACGAAUUGUAUGAUGAGUUUGUGUGUGUUUACAUAGUCACAUUAUUUAUGUCCCAAGCACCCUGAGUGAUUAUUAUAAACACUAUUAUAUAUAACAAUUUUGAAAUAGUAACAAUAUUUUAUACACAGUCGAUUUUUGUGAAAUGUACCAAGUUACAGAGACAGUAAAUAAUGUGACUGCCAAAAUUCAUAAGUAUUCAUGAAAGUGUCAAUAUAGUUAGUUGAUAUGAUGAGAUCAUAUUGUUUAAUUUUAUCUAACCAUUCUCUAUUUACUUGAAUCGUAUGACUGCCAUCUAUUCUGAAUAGCAUUGUAUGCCUUUAGUAAAACGUAGCAGUUCUUAACUAAUAUUUGUUACUUU